AUGGAUGAAGAAGGUUCUUCAUUGAAUGAUGUUCUUCGUGAACAUCCAUACUGGCCAUGUGUUGUUGGAUCUGGUUUGAAUCUUCAUGCGGAUCAGGUUGCUUUACUGAAAAUCAAAUCCAGAAUUACAGAUGAUCCUCAUGGUGCGUUCAGAUCAUGGAAUGAUUCUCUUCCUUUUUGCAUGUGGCAAGGAGUGACGUGCGGUCUUCGCCACCAAAGAGUCACAAGCUUGAAUCUAACAGGAAAAGAUUUAGAAGGUUCGUUAUCUCCUUUUCUUGGAAACCUCAGCUUUCUGAGGUCCAUCAUCUUAGAUAACAACCGGUUUCAUGGAAGUAUCCCACUUGAAAUAAGUAGUUUAUCACGAUUAGAAAAACUUUCCUUUAUGAACAAUUCUUUCACCGGAGAAAUCCCAGCUAACAUAUCAAGUUGCUCAAAACUGUGGUUACUUAACUUAGUAUCAAAUAAGUUAUAUGGAAAAAUUCCAAAUAUUUUUAGUUCUCUGCGGAUGAUGAAAACAUUACUUUUAAGCGCAAAUAACUUCACAGGAGGGAUUCCACCAUCCAUUGGCAAUCUCACAUAUCUUGAAGAACUCUUUCUAACUAGAAAUCCAUUAGGAGGGAGCAUUCCCGAUUCCUUCAAUCAGUUGAAAGAAUUGAGACAAUUGGGAUUCGGAAGAAAUGGCCUCAUCGGAGAGUUUCCAAUGUUUUUCUAUAAUCUUUCAAUGUUAGGGGCUAUAGGUAUUUCAGGAAACCAGCUUCAUGGCAAUCUACCCACAAACAUAUGUUUGAACCAACCUCAUCUCUGGUGGCUAGUAAUAGAUACUAAUCACUUUAGUGGCUUCCUUCCACCCUCAAUAUCAAAUUGUUCAGAACUGGAACAGUUUGAUGCUUCUAUAAAUGAUUUCAAGGGGGGAAUAAAAAUUGAUUUUGGAAAACUGCAAAAACUUCGGAAUUUGGGUCUUGGUGCCAAUAGUUUUGAAGCUGAUUGCAAGAAUCUCUUUGAUUCUUUGUCCAAUUGUAGCAAUUUAGAGACUCUGGAACUCGGAGAAAACAGAUUAACAGGGGUGUUACCAAAUUCGCUUGGGAACUUCUCAUCCAAAUUGAGUUAUAUAGGGCUUUCUCUAAAUUAUGUCUCAGGCAGUCUCCCUUCACCUAUAGGCAGUUUGUUUGGCCUGACUGAAAUCAAUCUAGCACUAAACAACUUCACAGGCAUGAUUCCUGAAAGCAUAGGAAAGCUUCAAAACAUGGAAAGGCUAUAUCUCGAUUCCAACGCUUUCACUGGGAUUAUUCCACCAUCUAUAGGAAACCUGUCAUCUCUUACCGAGUUAAGAUUGGGUGCAAACAAAUUGGAAGGCAUUAUACCAUCGACUUUAAGCAGUUGCAAAAAAUUGUUAUCUCUAGACCUUUAUAACAAUAAGCUUAGAGGAAGUGUGCCCAAAGAGAUAUUCCAUCUGUCUUCGCUUUCCAUUGUGCUAGAUCUGAGUGAAAACAACCUGUCUGGAGCGCUUCCCCAAGAGAUUGGCAACCUGAGGAACUUAGGAUAUCUUGAUUUGUCCGAGAAUGUUUUAUCAGGUGAGCUUCCAAGUGGUCUUAGCAGUUGCAUCAGCCUUCAAACACUAAAUCUUUCUAGUAAUUUCUUCCAUGGAUUGAUGCCUGAGGAAUUCAGAUCUUUGAGAGGCCUCGAAUAUGUUAACUUGUCCCGAAAUAACUUUUCAGGGCCUCUUCCAACAUAUUUGCAAGAAAUGGAUUUGAAGUUUCUAGAUCUUUCAUAUAAUAACUUCGAGGGAGAGCUGUAUGUUAAAGGUGUUUUUGCCAACACAAGUACUAUAUCAAUCACCGGGAAUCGCAAACUUUGCAAUGGCAUACUUGAUCUUCACCUUCCAAAAUGCACAACUAGCGACUCCAAAAGAAGUAAUAGAAAGCUUUCUGUUCGUGUAGUAGUGUUUUCACUAUCUUCAACUGUCUUAGGUUUAGCUCUGGUGUCAUUUCUCUUAUUUUACUUUUGUAAAAAAAAGAAUACAGAUAAACCAUCAGAUGCAGUAUCCAUAGAAUCUUUUGAGAAGAUUUCAUAUGCAAGACUUUUCAAAGCUACUGAAGGGUUCUGUCUAGAAAACCUGAUUGGUACAGGCAGCUUUGCUUCAGUCUACAAAGGAGUUCUUAUUGAAAGUGGCUUAACUGUGGCAAUCAAAGUACUAAACCUUAAUUGUCGAGGAGGUAUUAGGAGUUUUACGGCCGAGUGUGAUGCCUUGAGAAAUAUUCGCCAUCGCAACCUGGUGAAGGUCAUAACUUCUUGUUCAAGUAUCGAUUUCCAAGGCAAUGAUUUCAAAGCUUUAGUAUAUGAUUUCAUGCCUAAUGGGAGUUUGGAGAGUUGGCUGCAUGCAAUAAAACGAGUGCUUGGUCUUGCUCAAAGAAUCAAAAUUAUCAAGGAUGUGGCUUGUGCUCUUGAUUAUUUACAUUGUCACUGUGGAAAUGUAGUAGUUCAUUGUGAUUUGAAGCCGAGCAACAUUUUAUUAGACACUGAUAUGGUCGCUCAUGUCGGAGAUUUUGGGCUUGCAAAAAUUCUUUCCCUUGAAGGAGUUCCAAACGCAAACAACAAAAGCUCAAGUGUUUUCAGAGGAACCAUUGGCUAUGCACCUCCAGAAUAUGGACUUGGAAGUGAAGUUUCAACCAAUGGGGACAUUUAUAGCUUUGGGAUCCUGUUGUUGGAGAUGAUGACGGGGAAGAAACCUGUUGAUCCAAUGUUUGAAGAAGGUCUAACUUUGCAUUUGUAUUCUAGGAAUGCUCUGGCUGAUGGUUCUGUGCUUCACAUUAUGGAUCCAUUGCUUCUAAAUGAGGAUGUUGAUGAAAAGGGUUUAAUUUCUUUAGUGAAAAUUGGAGUGCAAUGCUCUUCAGAGUCUCCAAAAGAUCGAAUGGAUAUUGGAACUGUUCUUCACGAGCUCUUCUCAAUAACAGUUACAACUUGA
Helianthus annuus (common sunflower) is the source of this 2961-nucleotide messenger RNA. Its product is annotated as putative receptor-like protein kinase At3g47110. NCBI's taxonomy places the organism in Eukaryota, Viridiplantae, Streptophyta, Magnoliopsida, Asterales, Asteraceae. Gene Ontology annotation, biological process: protein phosphorylation; hormone-mediated signaling pathway. Gene Ontology annotation, molecular function: ATP binding; protein kinase activity; protein binding. Bases 1 to 2961 code for a protein of 986 amino acids. Gene Ontology annotation, cellular component: plasma membrane. The record is from RefSeq and is a predicted model, not a curated record. The transcript has 3 exons.